Messenger RNA from Nycticebus coucang (slow loris), 2152 nucleotides. RefSeq names its product cytochrome P450 2G1-like. Bases 139 to 1725 code for a protein of 528 amino acids. The transcript has 10 exons. Gene Ontology annotation, molecular function: iron ion binding; heme binding; oxidoreductase activity, acting on paired donors, with incorporation or reduction of molecular oxygen, reduced flavin or flavoprotein as one donor, and incorporation of one atom of oxygen. The record is from RefSeq and is a predicted model, not a curated record. Lineage: Eukaryota; Metazoa; Chordata; Mammalia; Primates; Lorisidae. Gene Ontology annotation, cellular component: cytoplasm; intracellular membrane-bounded organelle. Gene Ontology annotation, biological process: xenobiotic metabolic process.
GCAGUGGCAGAAUCUUGGGGAUGGUGUCUCAUUGCUUGUGAGUGUUCUGGGGGAGCAGGGGCAGAUCCUGAGACCCUGAUGUGAUACCCUCAGAGCCAGGACAGAGAAGCCAUAAGCAGAGCUUAUAAGCAUGUCCUCAUGAAUACAAGGGCUUAUCUUAUCAGUACGGAAGAACGCCAUGAAUGCAUGGGCCAGGCAGAAUCUGGUGCCCAGAAUACAACCCUUUGGCCUGUUACCACCAUGGAGCUGGGAGAAGCCUUGACCAUCUUUCUGGAACUCUGCUUGUCUUGCCUGAUCAUCCUUUUUGCCUGGAAACGAAUCAAAAAGGGAGGAAAGCUGCCCCCAGGUCCCACACCAAUACCUUUCCUGGGGAACCUGCUACAAGUUCACCCUGAUGCCACAUUUCAGUCUUUCAUGAAGCUCAGGGAGAAAUAUGGCCCCGUGUUCACUGUGUACCUGGGACCUCGGCCAGUAGUGGUGUUAUGUGGACAUGAAGCAGUGAAGGAAGCUCUGGUAGACCAAGGAGAUGAGUUCAGUGGCCGUGGAGAAUUGGCUAUCAUAGAGCGAAACUUCCAAGGUCAUGGUGUUGUUAUGGCCAAUGGAGAUAGAUGGAAGAUUCUCAGACGCUUCUCUCUGACCAUCCUUCGAGACUUUGGGAUGGGUAAGCGGAGCAUUGAGGAGAGGAUCCAGGAAGAGGCCGGCUACCUACUGGAGGAAUUGCGGAAGACCAAGGGUGCCCCCAUCGAACCCACCUUCUUCCUGAGCCGCACCGUCUCCAAUGUCAUCAGUUCUGUUGUCUUUGGAAGUCGCUUCGACUAUGAGGAUAAGCAGUUCCUGCACCUGCUGCAGCUGAUGAAUGAGAAUUUCUUUGAGUUCAGCACACCCUGGACACAGCUAUACAACAUGUUUCCUGGAAUCAUGCAAUAUUUGCCAGGAAGACAUAAUCGCAUCUACUACCUGACAGAGGAGCUCAAGGACUUUGUUGCUUCCAAGGUCAAGAUCAACGAAGCAUCCCUUGACCCCCAAAACCCACGGGACUUCAUUGACUGCUUCCUCAUCAAGAUGCACCAGGAUCAAAACAAUCCCCACACAGAAUUCAACCACAAGAACUUGGUCCUCACCACUCUGAACCUCCUCUUUGCUGGCACAGAGACUGUGAGCUCCACCCUGCGCUAUGGAUUCUUGCUUCUGAUGAAGUAUCCUGAGGUGGAAGCCAAGAUCCAUGAAGAGAUUGACCAGGUAAUCGGACCACAGCGGAUCCCAAGUGUCAAUGACCGGGUCAAGAUGCCCUACACAGACGCCGUGAUCCAUGAGAUACAGAGGCUGUUAGACUUUGUUCCCCUGGGAGUCCCCCACAAAGUCACCCAAGACACCCAUUUCCGAGGCUACCUUCUGCCCAAGGGCACAGACGUAUUUCCCGUGCUUGGCUCAGUCCUCAAGGAUCCAAAAUACUUCCGCUACCCAGAUGCCUUCUAUCCCCAGCAUUUCCUGGAUGAGCAGGGUCGCUUCAAGAAGAGUGAAGCCUUUGUGGCUUUUUCCUCUGGAAAGCGCAUCUGUCUGGGCAAGACCUUGGGGCGCAUGGAACUCUUCCUUUACUUCACCUCCGUCCUUCAGAACUUCUCUCUACGCCCCCUAGUGCCACCCGCCGACAUCGACAUCACUCCCAAGGUCUCUGGCUUUGGCAACAUCCCGCCGACUUAUGAGCUGUGCCUCGUGCCCCGCUGAGCGCCCCCUCCUGGGCAGGAAAAGAACAGCAAAGAACAGAGCUUCGCUCUCACGACGUGAACCCAUCCUCUCCAUCUUGCUCCUUUCACAACAUCCCUGUAAGACGGCACCAUUUUUCCUGUCACGGCUCCACAAUCACCUAUAAUCAUCUGAAACUAUACAGUAGUAUAUCCUCUACAUGAAGAAAAGCAAUGUCCUGUCCAAGAUUUCCACCGAAGCCAGCAACUUUGAUGCUGACUUCAUCACGUCUGUCUAAGUUUCCAUCUGCACCAAAUUUUUCUUGUAGAUUCUAUGUCUUUACAAUUGUCCUUUUUGUGUGGGCCCUGGUAAUGAUCAAACGUGAUCUACAGUCCUUUCUCAUCUUGAUUCUCAUCUUCACCCACUAGCUACCCAAAAGUCAAUAAAGAAUUUAAAGCUGUUCACUGUG